Molecule: messenger RNA, 2646 nt
Organism: Meira miltonrushii
Lineage: Eukaryota; Fungi; Basidiomycota; Exobasidiomycetes; Exobasidiales; Brachybasidiaceae
Product: putative Chs4-chitin synthase 4
Exons: 1
Coding region: 1-2646 (881 amino acids)
Cellular component (GO): cell septum; cell periphery
Molecular function (GO): chitin synthase activity
Source: RefSeq, a predicted model, not a curated record
AUGUCACAUGCUCAUCAUGAUUCUUAUGGGUACCUACCUCCGACUUUGGACAAUCCUUUUGGUGGCAGUCAAUCAAAUCAUCACAUCUCUUCUUCUCCUCCUCGUGGGCCCAACACGUACGAUGAUUCUCCUUAUGGAAGACAUCCCUUGCCUGGGUAUGGAGGCGCAGGAACGAUGGAUCAUGAAGAUGAUCACGAUGGCGCUGAAGGUGAUGUCCCUCUCUUGCCGCCCAAUGGUGGUCAUUAUGCAUAUGCACCGGCCUCAGCAUUUGAUGAACAUGGGCAUCACAUCGGUGGUGUUGGAAUGGACGGAGAACACCUUCCAUAUUCCAACGAAACGCCAAACGAAUACAAACUUGAAUCUGAUGAAGAUUAUAUGCCGGGCGGAUUUGACCCUAAUUUGGUCGAACGUGGAGAAGUAGGCGGGAAUGUGCGGUACGGAAGAAUUCCGCAACGGGUACCAAGACGGUACAAAACAUUGAAAAGAGUUGAAUUGUUCAAGGGAAAUUUGGUCUUGGAUUGUCCCGUCGCGCCUGCUUUGCUGGACAAGCUAAACGAUCGUGAAAGCAGAGAAAUGACGCAUAUGCGUUAUAGUGCAGUAACAAGUGAUGCAGAUGGAUUCUCAGACGAACAAUAUACGCUUCGGCAAGUACUUUUCGAUCCACCUCGACGAACGGAGUUGAUGGUCUGUUUGACGAUGUACAACGAAGAUGAUGUCUUGUUCGCACGUACUCUUCAAGGUGUGCUGAGCAAUAUCGCUUUCUUGUGCAGUCGUAACCGAUCACGCACUUGGGGAGCAGAUGCAUGGAAGAGAGUAGUAGUUGUUAUUGUGGCAGAUGGACGAAUGAAGUGCAAUCCUCGCGUGUUAUCAGUCUUGGCAGCUUUGGGUGUUUAUCAAGAAGGUGUGGCAAAGAAUGUGGUGAACGGAAAGCCAGUACAAAUGCAUUUAUACGAAUAUACAACCCAAUUGAGUGUUGAUUCAAAUCUCAAAUUCAGAGGACGCGAAAAAGGUGUUAUGCCAACUCAAAUCAUCUUUGCUUUGAAGGAAAAGAAUGCGAAAAAGAUCAAUUCGCACAGAUGGUGUUUCAACGCUUUUGGUCAAGUGCUGAAACCAAAUGUUUGCAUCUUGCUCGAUGUUGGUACGAUGCCUAGAGCUCGCAGUCUUUACCAUCUAUGGAAGGCAUUCGACAUCAACUCAAACGUAGCCGGUGCCUGUGGAGAGAUCGUGGCUCUAAAGGGAAAGAUGUGGUCCGCUUUGGUCAACCCUUUGGUGGCAGCACAGAACUUUGAGUACAAGAUGUCCAACAUUCUUGAUAAACCUCUCGAAUCGGUAUUCGGUUACAUCACUGUCUUACCAGGAGCUUUCUCUGCUUAUCGCUAUAUCGCCUUACAGAAUGACGCAAAAGGUGAAGGACCACUGGCUUCUUACUUCAAGGGUGAGACAUUACACGGUGGUAAGAACAACGCCGACAUUUUCACUAGUAACAUGUAUCUUGCCGAAGAUCGUAUUCUAUGUUGGGAAUUGUGCUCAAAGCGAGAUGCAGCAUGGAUUUUGCAUUACGUCAAAAGUGCACAAGCAGUUACAGAUGUGCCGGAUACCGUUCCCGAAUUGAUUUCUCAGCGUCGUCGUUGGUUGAACGGAUCCUUCUUUGCAGGUCUGCAUUCGAUCGUUCAUUUCAGUUAUAUCUAUCGAUCUUCUCAUUCGUUCGGAAGAAAGUUUGCAUUGCACUUUGAAAUGUUUUAUCAACUGGUCAAUCUAUUGUUUACAUGGUUCGGUAUCGCAAACUACUUUUUGGCUUUUACCAUCCUUACGCGAUCGUUGGGUGAGCUGGUUCAUCAACUCGAGGUGCCGAAUUUGAUCUUGGAAUACAUCUAUCUGGCAUUGAUCGUAUUCAUCUUCCUACUCUCGAUGGGUAAUAGACCGGCAGGCGCUAAAUUCGGUUAUACAAUCACGAUGAUCAUGCUUGGUUUAUUAACAUGCUAUAUGACAUUUGCAGCAGUGUAUCUCGCCAUCAAGAGUAUCAUAAGUGUCCAAAACGACUCCAACAGUACAGAGGCACUUUUGACAAAUUAUACCUUUGUUGCUGUGGUAAUUUCGGUUGCGGCAACGUUUGGUGUUUAUCUGAUUGCAAGUAUUUUAUUCUUGGAACCUUGGCAUAUGUUUACCUCUUUGAUUCAAUAUUACCUCAUGGCGCCUUCGUUCGUUUCGGUUUUCGGUGUUUAUUCGAUGUGUAACGUUCAUGAUGUCAGUUGGGGUACAAAAGGAUCCGAUAAAGUUCAAACGGAUUUGGGUGUUGUUGGCGGAAAGGAUGGUCAAGUGGAAAUCACAUUGCCAACUGAACCGAAAGAUAUCGAUGAGGCAUACCACGAUGCAGUGCACGUUCUAGCAAACAAGCCACCCAAAGAGGAAAAGAAGGUUGAUCUGGAUCAAGCACAACAGGAUUAUUAUGCUGCCAUUCGUACGAAUGUGGUGCUUAUUUGGGUUCUGACGAACGCAGCAUUGGCAGUCGCAAUUCUAUCGAUUAACAAUAACAAAGUUCGCAUUGUAUACAUGGGAUUCAUCUUAUAUUCCGUCGCAGUUUUAGCCGCAAUUCGACUUGUGGGAUCGAUUACCUAUCUCAUCAAACGAUUAUUUGCUGGAGAAUAA